UAUAGCUCAGUGGGUGGGAGGGGGGCCCCCAAAUCAAAUUCUGCUUAGGGCCCCUAAGAGGCUCGGGCCGGCACUGCACUAAUACCCACUAAUACGCCAGCAGGUUGUGAUAAUCUUUCAUACAAACUAUGUAUGCAACCAGACUGAGCUACUGAAGUAUUUUUUUAAAGUAAAAUAAUGUGGCUAUGCACCUUUAAGGUAAACACCUGCAGGUCUUUCAGGUAAAAGGACAUUAGGAAAGUUUACUAUAACUGUCAAAGCCAUGUUUCAAUAAAAUGUGUUUAUGGAAAUGUAACUGAUUCAUAGUGUCGUAGUGUCUAAUAAACUUGCCAGAUGUGCCACUGAAGUUUUAAUAUUUGUAUAAAUAGCAAUGUUCACCUUUUUUUUAUUAUUCUGUAGAUUUCUUUCAGUAAAAUGCUGGAAGGUGUAAAUUUUAAUGUAUUUAAUCUAUCACUGCCUAGCACAACACAGAGUAGACAGAGUGUACGCAUAAAGAUUUUCUCAGAGCAGUGCAAGCUUGGUCCUGGCUGCUGAGUAUAGCUCAAAUGACACGUCAGUCCCAAAUCGGGCACCAGCCUCCUCGGGAACGCGCAGCUCCUGAAUCCAGGCGUGCGUCCAGACUUAUCGGUCAGGUACAAACUGGAUGCAAAAAGAGUUGCUCUGCGAACCUCCUCCUAAGUGAAAACCCCCACGCACCGCGGAGGAUGGGCAUCGAGGUCUCAUCUCACCUGUUCACGCAAGAGUAAUGUGUUCUGUGGGAGCGUAGAAGGUGAUGCUCACAGCUGUUACCAGACAGAAUGGCAGGGAAGCCGGGAAUCCUGGAAAGCCACAACACUACGUCUUUGUGGAACCGGUCAACAGUGGACCUUAACCGGUUCCGCGGCCAUAAUAACGUCGACGUGCCAUCAGACGGAUCUCCGACUUUGCGCAUCCUCAUCUCCACCGUGUACUCGGCAGUGUGCGCUGCAGGGCUGCUGGGAAACCUGCUGGUGUUCUUCCUGAUGAAAGCCAACCGGGGCAGGAGAGAGUGCUCCAGUAUCAACCUGUUCAUCCUCAACCUGGCAGUGACGGACUUCCAGUUUGUGCUCACUUUGCCGUUCUGGGCAGUAGACAUGGCUUUGGACUUCAGUUGGCCGUUCGGAAACACCAUGUGCAAAAUUAUCCUUACAGUGACAGUCAUGAACAUGUAUGCCAGUGUUUUUUUCCUCACAGCCAUGAGCGUAACUCGGUACUGGUCCGUGGCUUCGGCUCUGAAGGACAGCACCCGACAGAGAGUGUGGCCGGUGCGCUGGGUGAUUACUGCCCUGUGGCUCUGCGCCGUGACGGCCUCUCUGCCAACGGCAGUGUUUUCCACGGUCAGGAGGGUUGCAGGGGACAGACUCUGUCUUAUGGGCUUCCCGGAUGGUAAGCCUUGGCUUUUGUUUCACCACCUUCAGAAGGUUUUGGUCGGUUUCGUGUUCCCCAUGCUGAUAGUGACGGUGUGCUACCUGAUGCUGCUGCGCUUCCUCCGUUUGCGCAGCAUGAACAAUAAUCAUGUGAAACGGAGCUCUAGGGUGACCCGAUCGGUCACCAUCGUGGUCCUUUCCUUCUUCAUAUGCUGGAUGCCGAACCACGCAAUUACAUUCUGGGGCGUUCUGGUAAAACUGAAUGUGGUCAACUGGGAUAUAGCCUAUUACACGGCGCACACGUACCUUCAUCCUGUCACGGUGUGCUUGGCACACACCAACAGCUGCCUGAACCCGGUUCUGUACUGUCUCAUGCGCAGGGAAUUCAGAAAGAAGAUAAAGGAUCUGUUCUGGAGGAUUUCUUCUCCCUCCGGGAGGAACACUUGCCAUCUGCGACCGUUCACCAGGAGAGAGGAGCCGGACGACACACAGACCGGCAUCCCUCUGAACAACCUAGAGACGUGUUUAACGGACAAGUGCGAGACGGACCUGUUCCAGACGUAGCAGGACCAAACUGGAGCAGAAAAGCAGUAAUCCGCAGAAUACUAUAAAGAUGCUAUGUUGUCUGGUCGAUCAGAAACAGCGUGACCACUAAAUGCCCCAACAAGUAUCAUUUUGGGAAUUUUACUGGUAAAUUCUGCUGGCUCAGCAUAUGUGCAUUUUUUCAUUCACAUUAUUUAAAGCUUCUGCACUGACUCUUUCAAAUGGAAAAGUAAAGCACUCAGUGAUAUACGCAAUGCUUACCUACUACUGCUGGAUUAAUUAUAUAGAACUGCUUUAACUGUUUUACUAUGCUUCUUCUGGCACUGUAAUCUGAUAUUAAAGAGUUUUGUGUGUAAACCUCAUGUAUCACACAAAUAACAUUAAUUCAGUUGCACCUGCUGGUAACAUUCAUUUUGAGGAAUGUAAGACAUUUGUAAAGGCUGUAAUAUACAAAGUAUCCAAAUGCAUAGUGAAAGGUUUAGUAAUGCCACAAAAGUGAGUUGUGCAUUAUCCUGAGAAGUGGCUUCCUUCACAGCCAACUAUGCAGACCGCUUUAUUUUAAAAUAAAUCACCAUUCAUCUUAGAAAACAAUAACGAUGCAUUUUUUGCUCCCCUGCCAUUUUUCUUAUAAUAGUUCAGUCCAUUGUAAAGGCAAAGGCAAAUUCAUUUGUAUAGCACUUUUCAGUACAAACACAAUGCAAAGUGCUUUACAUGAUUAAAAUAUAGGGGAA
This is a messenger RNA of Fundulus heteroclitus (mummichog), 2659 nucleotides long. Its product is annotated as relaxin-3 receptor 1. Gene Ontology annotation, cellular component: membrane. Gene Ontology annotation, biological process: immune response; G protein-coupled receptor signaling pathway. The record is from RefSeq and is a predicted model, not a curated record. The transcript has a single exon. Gene Ontology annotation, molecular function: bradykinin receptor activity. Bases 798 to 1949 code for a protein of 383 amino acids. NCBI's taxonomy places the organism in Eukaryota, Metazoa, Chordata, Actinopteri, Cyprinodontiformes, Fundulidae.